AUGGACAACUCCCUCGACACAACGACCCUUUCGACGGUUUCACUCCUCGAAUCACGACUGCUACGCAUCGAGCACCUUUUGUACGGCCCGGCCGCCGCGUCGCCUUCCUCCCAAACAGAAUCGGCUGUCGAAACGCUGGAAGACCUCGAACGCCGCUUCAACCACCUGCUGUCCCGUAUUCGCGUUUACGGCGAGCUGAUGAAGAUAUACAACUCCCAUCCAACUCUCUUCCAACCUCCCCCGCCCUCCGAACCACCUACCCAGCUCGCCCCGGAAGCAGUCCAAGCAACUGUUCUCGCAUCAGCAGCUUCCUUCCCGGCCACAGCUUCAUCAUUGACAUCUGUGAACGACUGCCCGAUCCCCGAACCCUCACAGAGCGCGGCUCUGGCCUCUCUCGUGCCCAAAAUGCGAGGUAUCGAGGCGACCCAGAUCGCCCAGGAGGCUGAAAUGGCCGAACUCCGCGCUCGGAGCGAGGAAGUCCUCAAGAGCUGGUAUCAAUACGGCGUCCUAGGCGCGUCCGAGUUUGUCGCCGAAGUUGAGGGCCGUGUGGAGCGGGUUGAGCGCCGUGUGCGGAGAGCCGAGCGAGAGAAGGAGGAGGCGGCUGCUAUUUGA
This is a messenger RNA of Colletotrichum spaethianum, 612 nucleotides long. RefSeq lists its product as uncharacterized. Gene Ontology annotation, biological process: cytoskeleton-dependent cytokinesis. Gene Ontology annotation, cellular component: dynactin complex. The record is from RefSeq and is a predicted model, not a curated record. Bases 1 to 612 code for a protein of 203 amino acids. NCBI's taxonomy places the organism in Eukaryota, Fungi, Ascomycota, Sordariomycetes, Glomerellales, Glomerellaceae. The transcript has 2 exons.